AUGACGUACGAUUAUGAAGCUAUCCAUGACUGGGCCCCAUUCCCCAGCACAGCUAACAGUGUGAAGUGGUUAAAGUUCCACCAUAGUCAUGGAGAUAGAAUUCAGACCUCUCUUCGCACCACCAACAAAGCUCUCAACUCCAUUAUCAACAACACUAACAGUUUUGUGGUUGACAUAACACCCCCAUAUCUGCAUUAUCUUUGGGAUGGCUUCCAAUCUAAAGAUCAAGAAUUCCAAUCAGCGACAGACCAGCUUUCAGUCAGCUUCAAGUAUUCUGACAAAGAAUCUGGUGUAGAUCACAUCAAAGUACAGAUCUUUGAAGUUUCUGGUGGUACAAGAUCACAAAAAUACCCAGCUAUGAAAAAUGACUGGAAAAAUAUAAGUGAUGCAUCACUAACUAGCCACAUAUGGUCAGGACUGUCCCUGAAGGAGGGUGCUAGAUACAGUCUGAGGGUGGGGGCUGUCAAUCAUGCUGGCUUCCUCGCUGCUUUUGAAACCAAUGGAGUCAUUGACACAUCUCCUUUGGUGAUGUGGUUAAGAGUUGGAGUGACAGGUAGCUCCAAAGAACACAGAGUAGAUGGAUAUGUCUGGGUGUCAGAUAAAAAGGGUAUCCAGGCCUCUUGGCUCUGUCAGGAUCAUGAAUCAGGUGUAACAGAGUAUUUGGUGGCUGUAGGCACAUCUCAAG
This is a messenger RNA of Saccostrea cuccullata (small rock oyster), 685 nucleotides long. RefSeq lists its product as uncharacterized. The record is from RefSeq and is a predicted model, not a curated record. The transcript is spliced from 4 exons. Lineage: Eukaryota; Metazoa; Mollusca; Bivalvia; Ostreida; Ostreidae. The annotation marks the transcript as partial.